UGGGCUAAACCCAAUUAUUUUUCUUGCGAACUAGAAAUGACCUAAAAAUAGUUUACCUGGAGAGAUAUGAUAUUUUUAUACGUUAAUAGAUGGUGAUGAACAGAAAUUGGCUUGGAAAUUAAGGAUACCCAGAUGGAUAUUUCCGUUUGUUACUGUUUUUGAUGCGAUCCCAACACCAAACUCACCUUCUAUUUGGGCUUUGGUUGUAAUACAGUCUUUGGAGAGAAAGAAAGGGAUGGCAGCAUCUGCUGGAGGUGGUGGUGGAGGAGCAGCUCUGGAUAAAGAGGCUGGGAAGGCUCAUGUCGCCAUGGCGAUGGUGCAGCUAUUCAAUGGAGGAUAUCACGUUAUUACCAAAGUGGCUCUUAAUGAUGGGGUCAAUCAGCUCGUUUUCUGUGUCUUUCGUGACCUGCUAGCUCUCUUAAUCCUCGCCCCCGUGGCCUAUAUCCGUGAAAAAAGGAUUCGACCUCCUAUGACUAAACGCCUACUCUUGUCAUUCUUCUUCCUUGGGUUAACAGGGAUAUUUGGCAACCAGCUGUUAUUUCUUCUUGGCCUUAGCUACACAAAUCCAACUUACGCUGCUGCAAUACAGCCUUCAAUUCCUGUUUUUACUUUUGUCUUGGCUGUGAUGAUGGGUACAGAAAGAGUGAAUUUGUUAAGACUUGAAGGUCAAGUGAAGGUUGGGGGCACCCUUGUCUGUGUUUCUGGUGCAAUAUUGAUGGUUCUGUUCCGAGGUCCAGCUGUCAUUGGAUACAGUCAUGUAGGCUCUGCAGCUAGCGAAAUAAGUGCCAAGGGUCAACCAGAGCCUGUUGGAUGGUUUUUCUCUAGCUUACUAAACAUAGGACUGGAAGGUUGGCACCUUGGAGUUUUAUGCUUAAUUGGGAAUUGUAUGUGCAUGGCUGCUUUUCUGGCCAUUCAGGCUCCACUUUUUACAAAAUAUCCUGCCAGCAUUUCAAUCACUGCAUAUUCAUAUGCAUUUGGAGCUCUCUUGAUGGUACUGACAGCUUUCUUUAUGACCAAUGGAACAACAGAGUGGAGUCUGACGCAAUCUGAGCUUUGGGCAGUCAUUUAUGCUGGAAUUGUAAAUUCUGCUCUUAAUUAUGGACUCCUUACAUGGUCCAAUAAGAUCUUGGGGCCUGCUUUGGUUGCACUUUACAAUCCACUUCAACCUGCAGCUUCUGCCUUACUGUCAAGAAUUUUUCUUGGAAGCCCCAUUUAUUUGGGAAGCAUCUUGGGGGGAUGCCUCAUCGUUGCUGGUCUUUAUUUGGUAACUUGGGCGUCCUAUAGAGAAAGACAGGCAAUUGCUGGGAUUAUUCCUCAUGUUUUUUCCCGGGAUUCUGAACCACUCAUUCACAAAGAUCCAUCAGUUAACAAGGGUGCAUACCGGAGAGGACAACUGUCCCCAGGGUCCUCCUUGCCAAAAUCCACAGAUUAAGCAGGCAAACAAUGAAAUGUAGUGUAAAAUUUUGUUCUUUUUGAAAAUCCCCUUUUUUGUGAUAAGAAAAUAACUUCAUGUAUUAUGUACCCUCUGUUCAAAAAUACACAUCGCAGAGAAAGCAGUGUAGUACAUAAUAUUCUGUGCUUUUCUUUUGAUCUAACAUUCAUUCUAAGAAAUGAAUUGAAAAAGAAAAGAAAAAGGAACUAAGUUUUUAUGGCUUUA
Hevea brasiliensis (rubber tree) is the source of this 1657-nucleotide messenger RNA. RefSeq names its product WAT1-related protein At4g19185. Lineage: Eukaryota; Viridiplantae; Streptophyta; Magnoliopsida; Malpighiales; Euphorbiaceae. Gene Ontology annotation, molecular function: transmembrane transporter activity. Bases 236 to 1432 code for a protein of 398 amino acids. Gene Ontology annotation, cellular component: plasma membrane. The record is from RefSeq and is a predicted model, not a curated record. The transcript has 8 exons.